Molecule: messenger RNA, 510 nt
Organism: Trichophyton rubrum CBS 118892
Lineage: Eukaryota; Fungi; Ascomycota; Eurotiomycetes; Onygenales; Arthrodermataceae
Exons: 3
Coding region: 1-510 (169 amino acids)
Cellular component (GO): cytosol; endoplasmic reticulum
Source: RefSeq, a predicted model, not a curated record
AUGGCGGCGUCGGCGGCAGGAGGCUUGCUGAGCCGCCAGCUCAAGCAGAUGCAGACGGACAAGGACAUUCCGGGGAUCAGCUGUGGGCUGGCGGACGACAACAACGUGUUUGAGUGGGAGGUGAUGCUGAUGAUAUCGGACGACUGCAAGUUCUACGGGGGAGGUUUCUUCCGCGCAAAGCUGACCUUUCCGCCUGAAUACCCGCAUCUGCCGCCGAAGAUGAAGUUUGAGACACCGAUGUUCCAUCCCAAUAUAUAUCCCAACGGCGAGGUAUGUAUAUCGAUUCUGCACCCGCCGGAGGAAGACAAGUACGGGUACGAGUCGGCGGCCGAGCGCUGGUCGCCCGUGCAGACGCCGGAGACGAUACUGCUGAGCGUGAUUAGCAUGCUGUCGAGCCCGAACGACGAGUCACCGGCAAACGUGGAGGCAGCCAGACUCUGGCGGGAAGAUCCCAAGGAGUUCAAGAAGCGUGUCCGGCAGUGUGUGCGCGAGAGUCUGGGGGAGGAUUAA